Hevea brasiliensis (rubber tree) is the source of this 1211-nucleotide messenger RNA. Its product is annotated as protein arginine N-methyltransferase 2. The record is from RefSeq and is a predicted model, not a curated record. Gene Ontology annotation, molecular function: protein-arginine N-methyltransferase activity; protein binding. The coding region runs from base 93 to 1076 and encodes 327 amino acids. The transcript has 3 exons. Lineage: Eukaryota; Viridiplantae; Streptophyta; Magnoliopsida; Malpighiales; Euphorbiaceae. Gene Ontology annotation, cellular component: nucleus; cytoplasm.
UAACAGCUGCAAAUCCACUUUUCCAAUUUGUUUACGCUGGACAGUGCAGAGCAGGCAGGGUUUCACUGUGUCAAUCCAGCUGAAGUGCAGUCAUGGACGAGUGCGAACUCCUUUGCGAGGCGUCAAGGAACGGUGACAUAGAAAAGGUGACAGCUCUCAUAAACUCCGGAGCCGACAUUUCCUACUUUGGCAACGACGGCUUCACUCCGCUCAUGCACGCGGCCAAGCUCGGCCACGCCGCCGUCGUCAAGGCGCUUCUGGAAGCCGGUGCCCCCUGGAACGCACUCUCUCCUUCUAAUAUCUCCGCUGGCGAUUUAGCCAUGGAGGAAGGUCACCAGGAGGCCUUCGAAAUUCUCCUCAAUGCUGGAAUUCAAUCUGAGUUGAUCUUAGGAACCAUUGCAAGGAAGGAGAAUGAUAAUGGCCAUGCUAAUGGGGAUUACUUGGAAGAUAGGGUUACUUUCAGCGAGGAUAAGCUGAUGGACUCUGAUAGCAAAGCUGUAAUGAUGGCCUGGGAGAAACCACUAAUGGAGGCACAUGCCAAGGCUGUUUGCUCAGGAGGUGGCCACAUACUAAACAUUGGGUUUGGAAUGGGCCUUGUGGAUACAGCUAUUCAACAAUACAAUCCAACUACUCACACAAUCGUAGAGGCGCAUCCAGAGGUCUAUGAAAGGAUGCUUGGCGCUGGUUGGGGCAAGAAAGAUAAUGUAAAGAUAAUUUUUGGCCGGUGGCAAGAUGUUCUUUCUCAGCUUGAAACUUAUGAUGGUAUUUUCUUUGACACAUAUGGAGAGUAUUAUGAGGAUCUGAGAGGGUUCCACCAACGCCUUCCUGAGUUAUUGAAGCCUGGAGGAAUAUACUCAUUCUUCAAUGGACUUUGUGGAGGUAAUGCAUUUUUCCAUGUUGUUUACUGUAAUUUAGUUUCUCUAGAACUAGAAAAUUUGGGCUACCACACACAGUUAAUUCCCUUGCCUGUUAAGGAUUGUUUGGAGAAAGAAGUUUGGGAAGGUGUGAGACAAAAGUAUUGGCAGCUUGAUACGUAUUACCUCCCCGUUUGUCAGUCUGUACAAGAUUCUGAAUGAUAAUCUUAUUAAGCUGUCACUUUUCUCCUCUUUUAGUUAGGGCUAUUGAAUAUUUGAAUUAUAGUUGGUGAUUCAGUAUCUUUGAAACUUCUAUUAUCCAUCAUUGUUAAAGAGCUUGUUGGGUUGUUUACUGCA